Messenger RNA from Tuber aestivum (summer truffle), 2403 nucleotides. Lineage: Eukaryota; Fungi; Ascomycota; Pezizomycetes; Pezizales; Tuberaceae. The record is from the annotation of a GenBank genome assembly.
AACCGCUCUCUCCCCAUUCUUCCUUCCGCUUUUUCACUGUUUACCGUUUUGUGGGAAACCGCUUUCACUCUUCAUCAAUUAUUGCGUGCAAGAUGGGUAUGCCACCGCAAUCGGCCUCUAAUGGGCUCAUAUAUACUACUUAUGCAAUCUUCCUGUGUGUUUCCCCCCGUCUGGACUCCCACAUCGUUGUGGAACUGACAUGGUUCGACCCAGCAUAAUCGGUCUCUCUCUCGCCUGGAGAUACCGGGGCCAAUCGAAAUUGGAGUUUAUCCACUCAAACCGCACUCAAACCGGUCUGUUCUCUCUCCCCUCUCUUUUCCCUUUCCCUUUCCCUUCUCUCUCGGACUAAUGAACGCUAAUGGAUUAUAGCGAUCCCCGUGGCACUCAAUUUUAUAGCCUCUGGUGAGUGCUGCGCGUCUCUCGGGGGGAAAGACGGCAGCGGCAAGCAUUGGUACCGUGUCUUUGAUUUCUUGGAAAACAUCUCAAUGCCCUUCGCCGUGCGAUAGGCCACUUGGGUGGUUCAGGUUCGUAAGUAUCUGUGGGUUGUUGCACUCUCCCUCAAGCUUUGGGUUACCCCUUGAACGAAUUGGUGUGUUUGAUUGAUUGUGCUUCUCGAAAGCUUGAGCGGAGAGUGUAGCUGGCUUCACUACGGGUGCCUGUUUGCUGUGGACCUCUUUGCCCGAUCCAACCCCCAAGCGGGAGAUCGGGCAAACUUGGAAAACUGACCUUAUGGGCUGAGAUUGACCGUUUGCACUCGAUCAAGUUAAGACUUGCGUGGGGAAUGUGUUGCCGCUACCGAUUCCUUUCCCGGUCUUUAGUGGCGCUCCCAAAGAUACUGAUGAUUUCCAGCAAUGGGAUCCGCCAUCCUAUUCUCCUAUCCGGAGAUUGGAACUAUCGCUGGUGUGCAGGGGGCCAUUACUUAUGCUGCUUGCUCAGCUUUGCCGCUCAUGUCGUUUGCCAUCUUGGCGCCAAUGGUGAGGAAGAAGGUGCCCGGGGGGUUCAUCCUUACCAUGUGGGUGAAGGAGAGGUACGGGCCGUAUGCGGCGCUUUACUUGAGCUUUUUGAGGUGAGCGAUUUAGAAUUCCUCGGGAUAAUGGUUGUAUAGCUGACGGGUGUGCAGUGUUGCUACCAUGUUCCUGUACAUGGUUGCGGAAUUGUCUUCUCUCCAACAGGUCAUCAGCGCUCUUACCGGUCUCGACGGCCUUCCGGUGGUUGUUGUGGAAGUCGUUGUCACCUCGAUAUAUACCUGUACGUCCAACAUGUGCCCCAACACGAGACUAUUCUGACCCGUUCCAGCCCUUGGUGGUUUCCGCAUCUCCUUCCUGACCGACAACAUCCAAGGAGUACUGAUUGCGAUUCUAAUCACCAUCUGCAGUAUUGCGAUCGGCACAUCGGUAGAAAUUGACCGCUCCAAGAUCGGGCCGUCGGGGCUAACUCAGGACACUCUACUCGGUUACCAAUUAAUUUAUAUCUUGUUUAGCGGGAUCCUCUUCAGCUUCAUGUUCCUGUCCAGCUUUUGGAUGCGCGCUUUCGCAUCAAAGACUGACAAAGACUUGUGGAUCGGAGUAUCCAUCGCCGCGGUUGUAAUUUUCAUCGUCCUACUCCUCGUCAGUUCCACGGGCUUCAUCGCUGCAUGGGCAGGUGUCUGGGAACCGGGAAUGUAUGGCGGUCUUGCAUUCUUCCUGCUGCUCGCGGAGCUCCCCUCCUGGGUCGUUGGAUUCACCAUUGUAAUGGUGGUAGCGCUCAGCUGCGCAAUCUUCGACAGUCAGCAAUCUGCAAUGGUGUCUACAAUCUCCAAUGACCUGUUCAAGAACAAGCUGUCUCUUCUCUGGGUCCGCAUCAUUGUCCUCCUCGUCUCUAUCCCGGCAAUCGUUGUCGCUCUCAAGUCCCCUUCUAUCCUCCGUAUCUUCCUAAUUUCAAACAUCUUCUCUUGCGCUGCUAUGCCUUCAAUCCUCCUCGGCCUCUGGGAUACGAUGUACUUCCUUCGGGGUGUAGACAUUAUCCUCGCAGGCAUAGGCGGUCUCUUUUCGGUGUUCCUAUUUGGAUGCGCGUACUAUGGCGAUGCAAAGAAGGCUGCUGACUUGAUCAUCUUGACGUCGGGAUUGUACGCGAAUGACUGGAGCGUGUUCGGGGUGUUCGUCGCUGCGCCUGUGGGUUCAUUGAUAUUCUUGGCGCUGGCUGUCGCGUGCCGUAUGGGUGGUGUUUGGGUGCGGUGUAGAAUUUGGGGGGGCAGGUUUGACUGUCUCGAUAAGCCGUUGCCCAGGGAGGAUGAUGAUGGAGAUGAGACCCCCGGCGAGAGUCUGGAGGAUGUGGAGAGGAGGAAGGUCGCGAGCUAGAUGGAUUGUCAAUACCUGUAGUAGCUGCAAUCUUGGUUAAUUUAUGUAAAGUUUAUUUGAUCUUUCG